UUAAAUUGAUUAGAAGUGUGGAUUUUCUGUUGAACAGUAAUCAGUGGACAUGAUUAAUCGAAUUGAGCAGAAGUGUUCACCUCAACUAGUAAAUUGAUUAACUCAAAGCCAUACCUCAGAACUAAAUCUAGUUAUAUUAACCUGUAAAUUCAGAGAAGCUCCAUAAAAUCUUAAAUCCAACAGUUUAUUCAAACCAACAUUAGUUAACAAAGGACAGAGAUAUUUUUCAACUGCAGGAAACAUUAUGCAAGACAUGUGUAACAUUGAAGUUACUGAGAAGGCGGGACCAACAGUAUUGUCAUCAGUAAACAACAGACUGGCACAACAGCUAAUUAUUGAUAUACCCAAAGACCCGUCCGCUCCAAUACACGAUACAUACCCUUACUAUAUGCCACCAUAUCCUGCACCGCAGAACACAGGUCUUCUGAUGAACCGAAACUCCGUAUACCCGAUGUUACAGACGAAAAAGGAGUUACAAUCCCCGAUUAAUGUGUCCCCUCCACAGAUGUAUAUUGUACAAGGAACAAUAUCGGACCAAGACUCGCAUAGAUCGUAUGAAUAUGAUGCAACUGACAUCAACAGUGAGGGGUCAUCAAAUGGAUAUGAAAUCAAUAGUCAAUGGUCAUCAAACGGAUCCGAAAUUAACAACCAAAGAUCACCGGAGAGUGAAAGAGAAUUAGAUUCUCCUGAUUCUGCUGACAGCUUAACUAAUAAAGACAUAAUGCCAAUCAAAAUUUUAUCUUCAAGUUCUAGAAAAUGCCCGUCUACAAACAAUGGCAAACAGAAGAGAAACAGGACGAAUUACACGAACCGCCAAAUACAGGAACUAGAGAGAAUGUUCUUAGGAAAUCAAUAUCCAGACCAUGCAACACUAGAAUUAUUGUGUAGAGAUUUAGGCAUACCAGAAACUAGACUGAAGAUUUGGUUCCAGAACAAGAGGGCUAAAAGUCGACGACAAGGUAAAGAAAAGCCACAGACCACGAUGCCACAGACCACGAUGCCACAGAGCACGAUGCCACAGACGACGAUGCCACAGACCACAAUGCCACAGGCCAUAAUGCCACAGACGAUGAUGUCACAAACAACGAUGCCAUUCAUGGGACCAAAUGAAAUGUUGCCACCCUAUCACCCUAUGUUAUACGGGUCACCUGCUCAUUUUAUUCAACAUCCGCUUUUCCAGCCAAGCCAUCCUAUGGGAAUGGAUAGAACUAUUUUAGAGAAUCCACCAAUCAGGAAUGAGAAUGACCUGCAUCUUACCAUCAGUCAACAAGGAGAUCUUCCAAGUUCACAAACUUUAUCAACGUCAAAGCAACCGACAUUAUUAUCAGCAAGUUUGCAGAAUUUAGAGACUUCAGAAAAAGCGGAGAAAAAGUUUACGCCACCCUUGCAGCAAUUCUCCUACCCGUUCGGAUUGUGUCCGCCAUAUUAUGGCUAUUAAAUUAUACUUGAUUGUACAUUUGUAUCAAACUAACAUUAAAUUUAUGUAAAUUAUAGUAACUGUCAUGCUUUUAAAAUAAUAGUGCCGAAUGUGACAAAUAUAUGUAUAUAUGCUAUCUUUUA
Messenger RNA from Mytilus trossulus (common blue mussel), 1560 nucleotides. Its product is annotated as homeobox protein MSH-D-like. The record is from RefSeq and is a predicted model, not a curated record. Gene Ontology annotation, molecular function: DNA-binding transcription factor activity, RNA polymerase II-specific; RNA polymerase II transcription regulatory region sequence-specific DNA binding. The transcript has 4 exons. Bases 245 to 1438 code for a protein of 397 amino acids. Gene Ontology annotation, biological process: regulation of transcription by RNA polymerase II. Lineage: Eukaryota; Metazoa; Mollusca; Bivalvia; Mytilida; Mytilidae.